This is a messenger RNA of Entelurus aequoreus (snake pipefish), 5844 nucleotides long. It is a transcript of the gene uckl1b, whose product is annotated as uridine-cytidine kinase 1-like 1b. Gene Ontology annotation, cellular component: cytoplasm. Lineage: Eukaryota; Metazoa; Chordata; Actinopteri; Syngnathiformes; Syngnathidae. The coding region runs from base 188 to 1798 and encodes 536 amino acids. Gene Ontology annotation, molecular function: kinase activity; ATP binding. The transcript is spliced from 15 exons. The record is from RefSeq and is a predicted model, not a curated record.
CUACAGCGAGUGUAGGAAACGCAAAGUAUGUAAAGUUUCGUUUAUCCUUCAAUCGGACCCCCAACCAACCAACCCCUUUUGUGCACUGUUGCCUUUUCUCGAUGCGUUGCACCACACAUGCAGCAGAGUGUAAACAUAUACAAUCAUUAAAGAUCCAGCCAAGUAGUACUAGUGGACCUGUCUACUUAUGAGCAUUUUACCAAAUUACUGUGGAGCCAGAAUAUCUGGUUGCUGGACCCUGAGAUCUGAUGGCCGUGGAGCUGGAGAGGGCUCACUGGACCGCCUCCUUCCCUCAGUAAGCGCAGGCCUUUCACCCCGAAAAAGGACCACCAGUCAGUGCAAGUCUGAGCCACCUCUCCUCCGCACCUCCAAGCGCACCAUCUACACUGCUGGGCGCCCCCCCUGGUACAAUGAGCAUGGCACCCAGUCCAAAGAAGCCUUUGUCAUCGGUCUGUGUGGCGGCAGUGCUUCAGGGAAGACAACCGUUGCUAGAAAAAUAAUUGAAGCUCUAGAUGUUCCAUGGGUAGUCCUGCUUUCCAUGGACUCCUUUUACAAGGUCCUCACUACAGAACAGCAGAGUCGGGCUGCCAGUAACGACUACAAUUUUGACCACCCUGAUGCUUUCGACUUUGAUUUACUGACGCACACGUUGCGCAAACUCAAGCAGGGAAAGAGCGUUAAAAUUCCUGUGUAUGACUUUACAACUCAUGGAAGACAGAAGGAGUGGAAAACAGUAUAUGGAGCUAGUGUUAUCAUCUUUGAGGGGAUCAUGGCCUUUGCAGAUAAAGAUCUCUUGCAGUUGCUGGACAUGAAGAUCUUCGUAGACACGGACUCAGACAUCCGGCUAGUGCGGCGGCUGAGGAGGGACAUAACCGAGAGAGGCCGUGACCUUGAGGGCGUCAUCAAACAGUACAACAAGUUUGUCAAGCCGGCCUUUGAACAGUACAUCGAGCCCACCAUGCGCCUGGCUGAUAUUGUGGUGCCUCGUGGUGGCGGCAACAUGGUGGCCAUUGAUUUGAUAGUGCAGCACGUCCACAGUCAGCUGGAGGAGCGCGAGCUCAGCGUCAGGGCAGCCCUGGCCUCCGCUCACCAGGCCCAGCCCCUCCCCCAGACACUCAGCGUUCUGGAGAGUACACCCCAGGUCAGGGGCAUGCACACCAUCAUCAGAAACAGAGAAACCAGCCGUGAUGAGUUCAUCUUUUACUCCAAGAGGUUGAUGCGUCUGUUGAUCGAGCGAGCGCUCUCCUUCCUCCCAUCACAGCUCCACAUAGUCCAGACCCCCCAGGGAGAAGAUUAUGAAGGCAGGACUUUCCACGGGAAGAGGAUCACUGGCGUGUCCAUCUUACGGGCAGGAGAGACCAUGGAGCCUGCACUAAGGGCCGUGUGCAAAGACGUCCGCAUUGGAAAAAUCCUCAUCCAGACCAACCAGGACACAGGAGAGCCAGAGGUCCAGCUUCACUACCUGCGCCUCCCCAAAGACAUAAGUGAAGAUCAUGUGAUCCUGAUGGACUGCACCGUGUCCACCGGCGCUGCUGCCAUGAUGGCCGUGCGAGUCCUGCUGGACCACGACGUACAAGAGGACAAGAUCCUCUUGGUCUCCCUGCUCAUGGCUGAAAUGGGCGUCCAUUCUGUGGCCUACGCCUUCCCACAGGUCAAGAUCAUCACCACGGCUGUAGACAAGAAGGUCAACGAUCUAUUCCACAUCAUACCUGGCAUUGGAAACUUUGGUGAUCGAUACUUUGGAACUGAUGCCCCUCCUGACUGGAGUGACGACGACAUGGACGAGCCCAGUUACUGAUUCUUGCAGGAUCCUGUGCCAGGUGGUCCAACAGCAACACACCUAAGACGAUGUACACUUGGUUUUGGUGCAUUGUUUGUUUAAAUUAUUUUAUUGCUAAUGGAGAUGUAUCGUGAUAUCAAGGUGAACAUAUUUUUGUACAGUAUGUAAGUAACUUUUACGUUGCUGUUUGGCCUUAAAAAGUGUAAUACUGUGGAAGACACAACUGAAUGUGCAACUCUUGUACACACCGUGGUAAAAACACGUUAUCUCAAAUCAGCACACAAACGUAAUUUUCAUGUGCACUUCCUCAACAACAAUUCAGUAGGAAAAUACGUUUUUUUAUGUUUUUGUUUUUAAAGGUUUCAAGAUCAGAGAUGUGGCUGACUAUUUUAAACUUUAAAUUAUCGUGCUCCAAUCAAUCUAAUAUAGUGGUUCUCAAACUUUUUUCGCCAUGUACCACUCUCCAAGUACCGCCAUAAUGACCAACAUUAAAAUACAGUAGCGUAGUAGGCCUAAAUAUUUAUUGAAAAUCAUAUACAUUUUAUUUUUUUGUCCACUGUAACAUUAUACACUGUUUUAACAGUAACACUGUGUGUAAAUAUAGGAAAAUAAAAUACUCUACUUUAAUCUUUGGCAUACCACUAGUGGUAUACGUACUACAGUUUGAGAAUCACUGAUCUAAAGAAAAGAAAAGAGGAAUUUACUGAAUAUGUUGUUUUCAAAUACUUUUAUAAAAUGCACUACUUUACCUUCUAUUUGUACAAGAAAGUAAAGUUCUCUCCAAAAACUUUUACUUGGUUGUGAAAGUACUCCUUACUUUGACUUUUAAGGUCUCAGCUGCUUUUCCUCUGUAGAAAGAUGUCAGCCCACAUGCGCCCCCUCACAGUUACCAGGGUACUGUGCACCUCACUUUAUGACAUUUCUCAAAUUUAUAGUCGGGUUAUUGAGAAUAAUCAUUUCACACUUACAUUAAAGACGUCACACCGGCAGUGAAACGUGUUUUUGCAAAUAUUAUAUUGCUGGCAAACUAAAAAGUUUGAGUUAAUGAGUCCCAAUUUAUAAAGGAUUGCACAAUCAGAAGGUAGCCUCAUCUCAAGUUUCUGCUCUGUAUUUGACCAAAAAAAUUUGCAAAUUCAGCUAUUAUUACUUGACAGAACUUAGCCGGAUGGUAAUCACACUGAAAUUGAUUUGUAACAGUUCAAUGGAAUAAUGUUAAAGGGGAGAGCUAUGAUUAUUUUAAUACACAUUUUGUUGUGGUCUAGAUGAUGUUUUGGAUCCAUUUCGCUCCACAAUCACUUUUUUAACCUACUUUCUGAAAAUGUCAGCAAGACGUUCGUUUUAUGAGGCGUUCCCAGAUUGCAACUUUAUAAACAUUAUAUAGAUUAACUUGAUCACAUUAUUAUAAACAUUAUAAAGAUUGACCCGAUCACAAUUUAUGAACAUUAUAUAGAUUAACUUGAUCACAACAUUAUAAACAUUAUAAAGAUUGACCCGGUCCCAAUUUAUGAACAUUUGAGUUUGAGUUUGAGUUUAUUUCGAACAUGCAAGCAUACAACAUGAUACAUCACAAUUUCAUUUCACAUUAUAUAGAUUAACUUGGUCACAACAUUAUAAACAUUAUAUAGAUUCACUUGAUCACAACUUUAUAAACAACAUAUAGAUUCACUUCAUAACAAUAUUGUAGACAUUAUAUAGCUUCACCCGGUCACAAUUUAUAAACAUUAUAUACUGUAGAUUCACUUGAUCACAAUAUUAUAAACAUAUAGAUUCACUUGAUCACAACAUUAUAUAGAUUCACUCGGUCACAAUUUAUAAACAUUAUAUACUGUAGAUUCACUUGAUCACAACAUUAUAAACAUAUAGAUUCACUUGAUCACAACAUUAUAUAGAUUCACCCAGUCACAAUUUAUAAACAUUAUAUAGAUUCACCUGGUCACAAUUCAUAAACAUUUGAUAGAUUCACCCGGUCACAAUUCAUAAACAUUUUAUAGAUUCACCCGGUCACAAUUUAUAAACAUUAUAUAGAUUCACUUGAUCACAACAUUAUAAACAUUAUAUAGAUUUACUUUAUCACAACAUUAUAUAAAUUCACCCGGUCACAUUUUAUAAACAUAUAGAUUCACUUGAUCACAACAUUAUAAACAAUAGAUUCACUUGAUCACAACAUGAUAUAGAUUCACCUGGUCACAAUUUAUAAACAUUAUAUAGAUUCACCCGGUCACAAUUUAUAAACAUUAUAUAGAUACACCCAGUCACAACAUUAUAAACAUUAUAUAGAUUCACUUGAUCACAACAUUAUAAACAUUAUAUAGAUUUUAGUCUAUAAAAUCCGCUACACCUCCCUGAUACCGAAGUACAUGUCAAACUACUUCCUUAACGUAGUAAAUGACCGCCAUAACCACAACACCAGGGGGAGCUCCACUAACCACGUUAAACCCAGAUUCCGAACUAACAAAGGUCUUAACUCAUUCUCUUUCUAUGUGGAAUGCGCUCCCAACAGGUAUAAAAGAAAGGGCAACUCUAUCCUCCUUCAAAACCGCAAUAAAAGUUCACCUCCAGGCAGCUACAACCCUAAACUAACACCCUCCCCGGAUUGCUAACAAUCAAAUGUAAACAAUCAAAUGCAGAUACUUUUUCUUAUGCCUUCUGAUCUCUCUCUCUCUCUCUCUCUCUCUCUCUCUCUCUCUCUCUCUCUCUCUCUCUCUCUCUCUCUCUCUCUCUCUCUCUCUCUCUCUCUCUCUCUCUCUCUCUCUCUAUGUCCACUACUUGAUGUCCAUAUCCUAACCCCCCCACCUCCCCCUCCACACCCCUGAUUGUAAAUAAUGUAAAUAAUUCAUUGUGAUUAUCUUGUGUGAUGACUGUAUUAUGAUGAUAGUAUAUAUGAUAGUAUAUAUCUGUAUCAUGAAUCAAUUUAAGUGGACCCCGACUUAAACAAGUUGAAAAACUUAUUCGGGUGUUACCAUUUAGUGGUCAAUUGUACGGAAUAUGUACUUCACUGUGCAACCUACUAAUAAAAGUCUCAAUCAAUUUACUUGCUCACAACAUUGUAUAGAUUCACCCGGUCACAACAUUAAAUACACCUGCACACUCCGAUGGCUAGAGAGCUGCAUAAAAAAGCAAGCAUCUAUGUCCCUGCAUGUCGCACAUGUGUGUUAUUCUGCUCAUGCCAACAUUAGAUGGAAACAACUCUUCAUCCUACCUCAUCUUCAUGCUUCCUCAAACCAAGUCGUAAUGUCGCCGCCUUUUUCUGUUGAAGUUCAGCUGCUAAUCCAGUUUUGUUUUGGCCCAAAUGUCGUGCACAAAUAGACACAGGAGUAUUUAUUUCAUAAUAUUUAUUUUAUAUUCAUAAAGCAGGUGUGAGGUCAUGAAACGAGACUAAAUAUACGAAAGUUCCAGCAGUGUGGACUCAGCAGAGGGGGAGGAGGCUUUCUGACACAAUACGACCAAGAGUGCCCACAUAUGUACGUCCACCCCACUGUGACGUCAUAAAUCCCCCACUUUAAAAAAAAAAUACUGCAAAACCUUGCAAACAGAGGUAACCAAAACUGAGUGCACGCUCACGCUAAAAUGCACAAACUUUAUGAUUUGAGGCUUUGCCGUUGUUUCACAUUAUUAUCCAACAUUUAUAAGUCAGAAAAGACAAAAAUCCUCAUUGGUCCUUUUUAAUAUUGAUUUUAUGUUACCUUUUUUUUCUUGACCUCUAGUUCAAACCUUUGCUCUUUGGGGUUUUGUCAAAUGUCAUUGAGAAUCAUGCACAUAAGACUGAAUGACAGUUUACAAAAAACAACAACCAGCAAGCAAGGAAGUCGUACGCAUUUUAAGUUUCUGUUAGCUUAUUUUCCUCAUUUCACUUGCACUGCCCGUCAUGUUGCAAUGCUGUCACUCCAGUGCACUGCAGCACUAGUGCAACAUGGACCCUUUAAGUCCCAUAACAUGCAGACUUUCAAUGGCUUUUUGGCGGAAUGUUUGUGCCGUACAACAAGUAAUAAAUAUGCACUGCUUUGUUUACAACCUUUGAUGCUUGUUUUUAUAUGUGCAAUAAAGUGCAAUAUCUGUAUAUUCAA